This is a messenger RNA of Apus apus (common swift), 670 nucleotides long. RefSeq names its product ubiquinol-cytochrome-c reductase complex assembly factor 2. Gene Ontology annotation, cellular component: mitochondrial matrix. The transcript is spliced from 4 exons. NCBI's taxonomy places the organism in Eukaryota, Metazoa, Chordata, Aves, Apodiformes, Apodidae. Bases 209 to 586 code for a protein of 125 amino acids. The record is from RefSeq and is a predicted model, not a curated record. Gene Ontology annotation, biological process: mitochondrial respiratory chain complex III assembly.
CCCCGCCCCUGGAGGGACUCACGGGCCGUCCGGACGCGGUGCCGAGGGAGCUGCUGGCGGCGGGGCAGGCCCGGUCCCGCUCCCGCUCCUCCCGAGGCCCGGGCCGGGGGCAGGGCCGGGGCAGGGCCCGACCCGCUCCGCCCGAGCAGCCGCCGCAGGCCCCGCCUGGCCCCUCCGCGCCGCCGUCGGGCCCCGUGAGCGCGCGGCCAUGGCGGGCGGGCGGUACCGGCGCUUCCUGCGGCUCUGCGAGGAGUGGCCGCUGGAGGAGACCAAGCGGCAGCGCGACCUGGGCGCGUUCCUGCGGCAGCGGGUGGCCCAGGCCUUCCGCGAGGGCGAGAACACACAGAUUGCUGACCCCGAGACCUGCGACAGGAUGUACGAGAGCUUGGUCAGGAUCCACACCAACUACUACAAGAACAAGUAUCCACGCCUGAAAGACACAAGCUUCACUGGAGUGACAGUGGAAGAUUGCAAGAUGAUCCUAGCAACAGACAUUAUGGAGCAGAUGGAAGACAUGAAGAAAGGGACAUGGAGAAAACUGCGAGAAAAGUUUUCUGCCAAGAAACCUGAAGAGGACUCCAAGUGACAGGCAAACUCCCAGGUUCUCCACUGUAUAUAUUCCCAAAGCACUGUGUGUUGCCCUGAUGAAUAAAGCCAUUUAUUCCUCUUA